CACCCCAAGCAGUAACGGAUAACUGAGUGGGAGAUAGGCUGACGAAAUACGCGUACUUUCUUCAGGUUCACAGCUAAUUCUGCAGGUGAAAUGGCAAGCCUGCAGAGUUUGAUUUGCUCUGUAUCCAAACAGUUGGUUGCUCCAAAUUGUGCUGUUACCAGCAAGCUGAAUGUGCCUCCUCCAUCAGUCAUCAACGCAAGCUGGAGUGAAGCAUCUUCAGAUGAAAAGAAUGUGACAAGAAGGAGAUUAGCUCUUCUUGGUGCUGGAGCACUAGCCACUGGUCUACUUAAGAGCAGCUCUGCAUAUGCUGAAGAGGUGCCAAAGAAUUACAAGUCUUAUGUGGAUGCAAAAGAUGGAUAUUCAUACCUCUAUCCAGCUGAUUGGAGGGAUUUCGACUUCUUGGGGCAUGAUUCAGCAUUCAAAGAUCGUAAUGUGGCGCUGCAGUGCGUGCGUGUGGGCUUCAUACCUACCAGGAAAACAGAUAUCCGUGACCUUGGUCCGAUGGAUGAGGCGAUAUUCAAUUUGGUGAACAACGUUUAUGCUGCCCCAAAUCAAAUACCAACUGUGUACGACAUGCAGGAGCGCACGGUGGAUGGCAGGAACUACUGGACAUUUGAGUACGAUCUUGAGGCCCCGGGCUACGGCGUGUCCGCAUUUGCGACGGUUGCCAUUGGAAACGGGCGAUACUACACGCUGAUCGUGACGGCGAACGAGCGGCGAUGGAGCAGGCUGAGGAACAGGCUCAAAGUCGUCGCCGACUCCUUCAAGCUCUCUGACCUGAGCGCCUGAGACGAUGGAGAGGUUGUCCAACCUGGAGAAAUGGCCGAUGGCUCUGGCAUCUUGCUUAGUACUUUCGUAUAGUAGCCAUGUAGAUAACAUUAUGUGCACAGUUUGCUUUGCUGGAACCAGCCCUCAGAUGGUGGUUGAAUAGCUGAUGACUUCCAAAACUAUGCUGGAUUUAUCAUUCAAGAAAAAGAAAAAACA
Molecule: messenger RNA, 984 nt
Organism: Oryza brachyantha (malo sina)
Lineage: Eukaryota; Viridiplantae; Streptophyta; Magnoliopsida; Poales; Poaceae
Product: photosynthetic NDH subunit of lumenal location 1, chloroplastic
Exons: 8
Coding region: 91-789 (232 amino acids)
Biological process (GO): photosynthesis
Cellular component (GO): extrinsic component of membrane; photosystem II oxygen evolving complex; photosystem II
Molecular function (GO): calcium ion binding
Source: RefSeq, a predicted model, not a curated record